GUCCAAAACCAUAGAUAUUCGUGGAUUCACUUCCCCCCAUUUGGGUUCUCGUCUGCUCUACUCUGAUCUGCAAAAUGGGCGUCUAAACCCUCACUCCCCCCCGCUUGCAUCCAACGAAAAAUCCUAAAUUCCCAAUCAUCCCGCCAAAACUGUACCAUUUCCAAUUUGCCUAACCCAUCUCUCUCUCCACCGCAGAAAACCGUAGUUUAGGGUUUCAGUAUCAUGCCAGCAAUGGAUUCGCCAGGCAAAAUUCAUCGAAUCGAACUCGAGAACUUCAAAUCAUACAAAGGACACCAAGUUAUUGGUCCUUUCUAUGACUUCACCGCGAUUAUUGGUCCCAACGGUUCUGGAAAGUCUAACCUCAUGGACGCUAUAAGCUUUGUGCUCGGUGUUCGAACCGGUCAACUCAGGGGCGCGCAGUUGAAAGACUUGAUUUACGCUUUCGAAGACCGGGAUAAGGAGCAAAGAGGUCGUAAAGCUUUUGUUAAGUUGGUUUAUCGUCUUGGGAACGGUACAGAACUCUUGUUUACUCGUACUAUUACUAGUGCUGGGGGAAGCGAGUACCGGAUCGAUGAUAGGGUUGUGAAUUGGGAUGAUUAUAAUGCGAAGUUGAAGUCUCUUGGAAUUCUGGUGAAGGCUAGGAAUUUUCUGGUUUUUCAGGGUGAUGUGGAGUCUGUUGCAUCUAAAAACCCUAGAGAACUUACAGUGCUUCUUGAACAAAUAUCUGGCUCUGAUGAAGAUAAGAGAUUGUAUGAAGAUCUGGAGGAAAAGAAAGGUGCAGCUGAGGAAAAGUCAACACUUGCUUACCAGAAAAAAAGAACCAUUGUCAUGGAGAGAAAGCAAAAAAAAGAGCAGAAGGAAGAGGCCGAGAAACAUAUGCGUUUGCAAGAGGAGUUGAGAUCAUUAAAGAAGGAACACUUCUUGUGGCAGUUAUUUAACAUAGAAAACGAUGUUGAGAAGGCCAAUGAGGAAAUUGAAAAUGAACAGAGUAGCCUUCAAGAAAUUAUUAACGAGUUAGAUGGUUAUGAGAAUGAGUCACGCAAAAAAGAAAAGGAACAAGCUAAAUAUAGAAAAGAAAUUGAAAAACGAGAAAAGAAGCUCGUUGAGAAGAAAAAUAAAAUCGAUAAAAACCAACCAGAGCUUCUGAAGCUGAAGGAGGAAAAGACUCGCUUAACUGCAAAACUUAAAAACACUGGGAAAGAGCUUGAUAAAAGGAAAGAAGAGAAGAAGAAACACACAGUUGAAAUUGAAAAGCUGCGAAAUGACUUGGAUGACCUUACAAAGCAACUGGAUAACUUACAGUCAAAAGGUCAAUCUGAAGGGGGGAAGCUUCAUUUAGGUGAUGAUCAAUUGGAGGCAUAUAACCGCAUUAAAGAGGAAGCGGGUAUGAAGACUACCAAGUUAAGAGAUGAAAAAGAGGUUCAAGAUAGGGAACAACAUGCUGAUGUGGAAGCUCAAAAGAAUCUUGAAGAGAAUCUACAACAGUUGGAAAGCAGGAAACAAGAACUCGAAUCACAACAGAAACAAAUGGAAACUAGACUCAAGAAAAUUCGAGAAGCCAUUGACAAACAUAAUGAUGAACUUAAACGACUCAGAAAGGAACAAACUGACACCACCAAGAAGCUUGGAGAUUCAAAGAAGAAAUAUGAAAAUCUGAAGGCUAAGAUAACUGAAUUAGAGAAUCAAUUACGUGAGUUAAAAGCAGACAAACAUGAAAAUGAUAGGGACACAAAGCUUUCACAAGCAGUUGAAGCUCUCAGGCGGUUGUUUCCUGGUGUUCAUGGUCGUAUGACUGAGCUGUGUAGGCCCACACAGAAAAAAUAUAAUCUUGCUGUUACUGUUGCUAUGGGCAGAUUUAUGGAUGCUGUUGUUGUUGAUAACGAGCAUACAGGAAAAGAAUGCAUCAAGUAUUUGAAAGACCAAAGGCUUCCUCCUAUGACAUUUAUACCCCUUCACUCAGUCCGUGUUAAGCCAGUCAUUGAGAAGCUGCGGGCAUUAGGUGGAACUGCAAGGCUUAUCUUUGAUGUGAUUCAAUUUGAUCAAGUAAUCGAUAAAGCAAUUCUCUUUGCUGUGGGGAACACUUUAGUCUGUGAUGAUCUUGAUGAGGCCAAGCAUCUGAGUUGGACUGGAGAGAGAUAUAAAGUUGUAACUGUUGAUGGGAUUUUAUUAACAAAGGCUGGUACCAUGACUGGUGGUACAAGUGGUGGAAUGGAAGCAAGGUCACAUAAAUGGGAUGAUAAGAAGAUAGAAGGUCUUAAAAAGAAAAAAGAUGGGUUUGAAGCAGAGUUACAAGAACUGGGGUCAAUAAGAGAGAUGCAAUUGAAGGAGUCUGAAGCAUCUGGGAAGAUCAGUGGACUUGAAAAGAAGAUUCAGUAUGCAGAGAUUGAAAAGAAAAAUACGGAGGAGAAACUUGCAAAACUGACUGCAGAAUACAGUAAUAUUAAAAAUGAAAUUGGUUAUAUUGAGCCUGAACUUAAUAAGAUAAGGGAGAACAUAACUACAAGACGACGCAAGAUUUUAUCACUUGAAAAGAGAAUCAAUGAGAUUGUUGAUAAAAUUUAUAAAAGAUUUAGUGAAUCUGUUGGGGUGGAUAAUAUACGUGAGUAUGAAGAAAACCUGCUUGCUGCAGCCCAGGAGCUGGCUGAAGAAAGACUUAGCUUGCGUAAUCAGCAGUCAAAACUCAAAUACCAGUUGGAGUAUGAGAAAAAGAGAGACAUGGGAGCACGGAUUGCGAAGCUGGAAUCAUCACAGACUGAACUAAAAAAUUCUUUGGUUGAAGUUGAUGAGAGAGAGAAACAACUUAAAUCCAUGAUAGAGAAAGCUACUGAAGAGAUUGAUGUAUUGAAAGAAGAAAUACAGGAGUGGAAGUCACAGUCAGAAGCAUGUGAGAAAGAGAUGAAAGAAUGGAAAGUAAAAAUCUCGGCUGCUACAACAAACAUUACAAAGCAUAAAAACAAAAUUGAUUCCAAGGAGAAUCAACUUGAACAAUUAAGUUCCAAAAAACAAGAUAUUCUUGAGAAAUGUGAAUUAGAGCAGAUCACACUCCCCACUGUGGCUGAUGCGAUGGAUGUUGACUCAGAAACGGGCCCAGUUUAUGAUUUCAGCCAACUCAGCAGGCCACAUCAGCACAACGCAAAACCUGCGGAAAGGGAAAAGCUGGAGGCAGAAUUUAAACAGAAAAUCGGAAGCAUAGUAUCAGAAAUUGACAGAACUGCCCCUAACUUAAAAGCCCUAGAUCAAUACGCCGCUUUACAGGAGAAAGAAAAAGCAGCAAGCAAAGAGUUUGAUGAGGCCAGAGAAGAAGAGAAACUGGCAGGCAGAGAGUUUGAAACCGUGAGGACCCGAAGGCUUACUCGAUUUAUGGAGGCGUUCAACCAUAUUUCUGGAAACAUUGACAAAAUCUAUAAGCAACUGACGAAAAGCAGCACACAUCCACUUGGUGGGACCGCAUAUUUAAAUUUGGAUAAUGAAGACGAACCGUUUUUACAUGGUAUAAAGUACACUGCUAUGCCGCCUACAAAGCGUUUCCGUGAUAUGGAGCAAUUAUCAGGUGGUGAAAAGACGGUUGCGGCCCUUGCGUUGCUUUUCUCCAUCCACAGUUACAAGCCGUCACCCUUCUUUAUACUGGACGAGGUGGAUGCAGCACUGGAUAAUUUAAAUGUUGCAAAGGUUGCUGGGUUUAUCAGAUCAAAGUCAUGCGAAGGAGAAAGGGCAGCAAAUCAGGAAACUCUGGAAGGGAACGGUUUCCAGAGUAUUGUCAUUUCUCUUAAAGAUACUUUUUAUGACAAGGCUGAAGCUCUGGUUGGGGUUUAUAGGGAUUCCGAAAGAGCGUGCUCAAGAACUUUGACAUUUGACCUAACCAAAUACCGGGAGGCAUGAUAUGAUGUAGGGGGGACUUGUUUAGAUGAUGAAAAAAUGGCAAAACUUUUUUAAGCAAUAGAUUUAGUUAAAGGUUGUGUUUAUUUGUGAGUAGCUUUCCAUGUUCGUUUAUAACUUUAAAGACAACAAACAGUAAAAGUAAACUAGACGAUUGUUAUUAUGUAAUGUGCACAUAACAUAUCCACUAGUGUAAGUUUUUAUGCACCUUGUAGAA
Messenger RNA from Lactuca sativa (garden lettuce), 4093 nucleotides. RefSeq names its product Structural maintenance of chromosomes (SMC) family protein (gene TTN8). Gene Ontology annotation, cellular component: nucleus; chromosome; cohesin complex. Gene Ontology annotation, biological process: sister chromatid cohesion. The record is from RefSeq and is a predicted model, not a curated record. Gene Ontology annotation, molecular function: DNA binding; ATP hydrolysis activity; ATP binding. NCBI's taxonomy places the organism in Eukaryota, Viridiplantae, Streptophyta, Magnoliopsida, Asterales, Asteraceae.